AUGAACUCCUCCUCCCUCUUCAUUUUUGCCGCCUGUAUCUUUCUUUAUUUUCUAAACCCCACUAGAGCUGCCACGUGUCACCCUGAUGACGAGGCCGGUCUUCUAGCUUUCAAAUCAGGUAUAACUGAAGAUCCUUCGGGUAUUCUCAGUACAUGGAAGAAAGGAACUGAUUGCUGUUCAUGGAACUCAAUCUUUUGCUUCAACAAAAGGGUCUACAGAAUCUUUAUCGAGAUUCCAUUCGAUUCAGAUGGUUCUAGAAACUUCCUCUCCGGCACAAUCUCACCGUCUCUAGCCAAACUCCAACACCUCAGCGACAUUACGUUAGUUAAUCUCAAAAACGUCACCGGACCGUCUCCACAGUUCCUUUUCCAGUUACCAAAACUAGACAACCUUAUUCUCGACUCUGUCGGUCUCUCCGGUCCACUUCCGGUUAAAAAAAUCGGUUCCCUAAUAAAGUUAACCGGGUUUCAAAUCCCAGGAAACCGGUUUACUGGUCCAUUCCCUAAUUCACUAUCCAAAUUGACUCGUCUACAAUAUGUAGAUAUUUCGUGGAACGACAUAUCAGGGAGUCCAGUAAGGUUCUUGAAUCAGGCGGAGAAUCUUUGGGAGUUCCACGCAACGGGGAACAAACUCCGAUUUGAUUUUGGAAAAGUUAAAAUCCCUGAGAGGCUUGACAAGCUUGUUCUGUCAACGAACUUGAUAUAUGGGAGAGUACCACCGAGUGUGGCCAGCCUCGAGGAAUUAAAUGUGAGAGACAACCAUCUCUGUGGAGAACUUCCAAAACUUCCACCAGGGAGGUUUUAUACCAGUGAUUUCGAAGGCAACGAUUGUCUCUGUGGCUUUCCGCUUCCUCCAUGUAAGGCUUGA
Messenger RNA from Eruca vesicaria subsp. sativa (arugula), 867 nucleotides. The record is from the annotation of a GenBank genome assembly. NCBI's taxonomy places the organism in Eukaryota, Viridiplantae, Streptophyta, Magnoliopsida, Brassicales, Brassicaceae.